UUGCUUGGGUGUGUGGCUCGCUCAUUUUGCUCUUAGGAGGCGUCUCGAGCCGGAAGAGGAAUUUUGGCCCGGUCGGCUCGCCGUCUUCGCUGUCGGCCAUCUUGUGAGCGGCUCUGUGUGUGUGUGAGGGUGGGGGGGGGAUAUCAGCGGCCGCAGGCGGGGGUUGGAGCUUCGCUUUCCAGGCGGUAGGCCUUUCUCGCCCGGGGUGGGGUGGUUCCCGGCAGCCCGGUUGUCUGGACGCCAUGUCUGCGGAGAACCUGGAGCCCGCUUCGGCAGAGGAGCAGAAGGAAAUGGAAGAUAAGGUGAUUAGUCCUGAGAAAGCUGAAGAAGCAAAGUUGAAAGCAAGAUAUCCUCAUCUGGGCCAAAAGCCUGGGGGCUCAGAUUUUUUGAGGAAGAGACUUCAGAAAGGACAAAAGUACUUUGAUUCUGGGGAUUACAAUAUGGCAAAAGCAAAGAUGAAGAACAAGCAGCUUCCUACUGCGGCUCCUGAUAAGACUGAAGUCACAGGUGACCACAUUCCUACACCACAGGACCUCCCACAACGGAAACCAUCUCUUGUUGCUAGCAAACUGGCUGGCUGACUAGGCUGGCAGAACUGCAUGAAACUUCUUAUUCCCUUAAUCUUUCCUUAAGUUUUUUUUUCCUCACAUUAUUGUUUCCACUAAGUCAUUGACUGACUGCUUGGCAGGUAGUGGUAGCGUGUGUGCUGCUAUUGUAAGAGUCCAAUUAAGAAUUGCAUAAUCCUUGGACGAGUUGAGAACAAUGCACUGAUUUUUUUUUUAAAAAAGGACAUGUUUAGAGCAAUGUAAUCUACUUGAAAAAUGUACAUAUUACCUGUUUGCUAGUGUAGGGCUGGUUCCAGCAAGUGACAAAGCAAGUUUGAAAUUUUUUAAUGUUUUGGCGUUCCUUAGUUCACUUUAAUUCCAGUGUAAUAUGUUUGUAUCAAAUACCAGUUCUUUUUCCCCUUGUGUUUUGGUUUUGAAAAGUACAGGUUUUAGACAGUAAGUUGUUAGAAGGUAAAGCAUGUAUUAAAAUGAUGGGGCUCUCACUAAAUUUGUGUAUCUACUCUUGAACUUGAAUGGCCUUAAACCUACUUCAGCUUUAACAAUAGAUUUUUACUUGAGCAAUAUUUGCUCAUUUUGGCGUAAUUCUUGUAAACUUUGUGCUUAUUGACAACUGUCUGUUGAAGCUGGUAUUCUUUUCGGUUCUGUAGCAUAGAACACAUUUUUAAAGUGGAUGAAGUAUGCAUGUGCAUAGACUGCAUUCACUUUUGUGCCAUGUCUGUAAAUAAGAUAGUUUUGCACAAUUUUUGCAAAUAUGUUAACUUUACACUUUUAAAAAUGUGCCAACUGCAAGCACAAAUUCUGUCUCUUGAAAAAUCAUACUUAUUUGAAUCAAAACCUCCUUAAUGAAAAGUAAAAGACUUGUAUGCUUAAAAUCUGGAAACUGUUGAAGCACUAUGGGUAGAUCAGCUUAACAAUGCAUUUUCCUGUUAAUUGAUACAACAGAUUCUAUUUAUUUCAAGGGAUUAAACUUAAAACUCAUUAAGCUAUUUUUAAAUCACCCUAUGUAGGGACUUCCAGCACGACUGUAUUUCUUCAGCACAUUUGAAGAUCUCUUUUUAAAAUUAAAUGCAAGAAGUUUAAAACAUAAAAUUCUGGAUACUUCUGUGCUGCUACUGGAGGCCUCCAAUGAUAUAAAGACAGCACCUGCUAUUUUAGUAGUAGUUUAAAAAGAAUACAAGCUUUUUAGAUUAAGAAGUAAAGAUGGUAAUGAUUAGAUUUGAUAUGUUCUAAAAUUAUGAUGUCUUGUAAGAUAAGAGUGCUUUGUCAUUGUACAUUAUAAAUAUUAAAAGCAAUUGUAUCUUGGAUAUAAUUGGCUACCUAUACACAUAAAAAUUAACAACAAAAAUACUAUUUUGUCUGUCUUAAAAUAUCAGAUUUACUUGACAUUCUCUGAAAGGCUUUCUGUAUAGUUUGAGAGAUUUGACUUAUUAGGCAAUAGAAGUUGGAUUUUUCCCAAGGUAGUCUCUGAAAGUAAUAAAUUUCUGCUGUACUUCUUUUAUAAAUAAAUUCAACAUUCAGACAAAGGAAAGAAUAAAUUAACAUUUCUGAAGUUAUUGGGCAUAGCCUUGCUACAUCUCAAAUUUUAAAAGGUUACUUUAUACUGAUCCAAAUCACUCCAUUAGCUGCAUGGGUGACAAUUUGUAAUUUCUAGUUUAUUUGGAGGGGCUAUUUUGUCACUUCUCCCCUAAAGCUAUAUAUUUUUCUUUUAUCUCUGAGUAGUAAUGACGUGAGAUCUAUUCCUGCUAUAAUCUGCUUCAAUUUUAUGUCCCAGUUGUAUUGGAAUUUGAAUGCUGUGAGCAGUAAAAUCAGCACAGGAGAUACUUUGUUAGGGAUAGAACUGAGAACCGAAUAGCUGAUUCGAGAACAUGUAUUGUUUAAUGGAAAUUCUAACAUUCAGUUCCUUUUGUAUAAGAGACCGACCCUGUUGACUAGCUUCAAGUGACUUCCUAACAGAUUGCUGCAGAUUAUAGUAAGGUGAAUUGUUUUGGUGGAUAAGGGGGUAUAUAAACGAUGUCAAUCUAAACAUUCCAUUCUCCUGCUUAAUAAGUUAUAUUUUUGUAUUGAUAAGACUGGGCAAAUGUUAGGGAUACAAAAAACACAAGCUGAGCGAUUGUAAGAAUAUCUACUCCAAUACCAGUCUGCUUUGAUAGUGAAUCUCU
Molecule: messenger RNA, 2725 nt
Organism: Pseudonaja textilis
Lineage: Eukaryota; Metazoa; Chordata; Lepidosauria; Squamata; Elapidae
Gene: ARPP19
Product: cAMP regulated phosphoprotein 19
Cellular component (GO): cytoplasm
Molecular function (GO): protein phosphatase inhibitor activity
Source: RefSeq, a predicted model, not a curated record